Pteronotus mesoamericanus is the source of this 987-nucleotide messenger RNA. It is a transcript of the gene GSTK1, whose product is annotated as glutathione S-transferase kappa 1. The record is from RefSeq and is a predicted model, not a curated record. Gene Ontology annotation, cellular component: peroxisome; mitochondrion. Gene Ontology annotation, biological process: glutathione metabolic process. Bases 105 to 785 code for a protein of 226 amino acids. NCBI's taxonomy places the organism in Eukaryota, Metazoa, Chordata, Mammalia, Chiroptera, Mormoopidae. Gene Ontology annotation, molecular function: glutathione peroxidase activity; glutathione transferase activity. The transcript is spliced from 8 exons.
GGUCCUCGGGGCGGACCGAGCACUGGGCAGUGUCGCUGCGCUCCAGAGUAAAGGAAACGUGCGUCGGCUCUUCUAGACAGGGUCUCGCUUCCCCGCGCUGCAGCAUGGGGCCCGUGCCGCGGACCGUGGAGCUCUUCUACGAUGUGCUGUCCCCCUACUCCUGGCUGGGCUUCGAGAUCCUGUGCCGCUAUAAGAACAUCUGGAACAUCCACCUGCAGUUGCGCCCGAGCCUCAUUGCAGGGAUCAUGAAAGACAGUGGAAACAAGCCUCCAGCUCUGGUUCCCCGCAAGGCCCAGUACAUGACAAGUGACAUUAAGCUUCUGAGACAGCAUGUCCAGGUCCCCUUGAAGCUCCCCAAGGAUUUCUUCGCUGUGAUCCUUGAAAAAGGAAGUUUGUCGGCCAUGCGCUUCCUCACCGCUGUCAACAUGGAGCACCCGGAGGUGCUGGAGAGAGCGUCCAGGGAGCUGUGGAUGCGCGUCUGGGCGCGGGAUGAAGACAUCACCGAGCCUCAGAGCAUCCUGGCAGCCGCAGAGAAGGCUGGCAUGUCAACAGAACAGGCCCGGAGACUCCUGGAAAAGAUCUCAACACCACAGGUGAAAAACCAGCUCAAGGAGACCACUGAGGCGGCCUGCCAAUACGGGGCCUUUGGGCUGCCUGUCACUGUGGUCCACGUGGACAACCAAACCCACAUGCUCUUUGGCUCUGACCGGAUGGAGUUGCUGGCACACCUGCUGGGGGAGAAGUGGAUGGGCCCUGUGCCUGCAGCUGCGCGUGCCAAACUUUAAGGAUGCCCCGAGGAAGCAAAACCAUCUACGCAGCCCUGCUCCACCGAGGGGCGCCGGCAUGGACAUUCCUCGGUGGCCCUGGCCCGGGUACAUCAUCUGCGUUACUCUCACGGCUUCUGUUACUUCUGUGCCUCCCAAGUGCCUUUCGGGGACGCCAAACUCUGUCUCCCCAAGAAUAAACCGAAUGCCAUUGGGUGCAGCA